AAAACCCCUUCAUAAACCUGAGAACUUGAGCGGCGACUACGAUCGCCUUCCGAAAUACAAAACCCUAAAACCAAUCAGGUGAUUUCAUCACCGCCUUUACUUUCCGAUUUAUGAAACCAUAACACCAUUUCUGAAUUUUUAUAGUGUUGAUUUUUCGGUCUUGGAUUGUUUAAGUAUGUGGAAAAUCGAGUGCCACUGAAUCGAAAAUCCUGAAACGAAUUCUGAAAUUCGUGCUAAUUGCGUCAGUCUACAUAGAUUCUGAGGUCGUCUCUGUAGGAUUUUCAGCUCAAUUUCGCUAUCGGACUUUAUGGAGAAAAGCUUUUCGGAUUCAAUGGAUGAAGGCUUUUUGGAAUUUAAAGAGAGACGAAUGCGCGAGCAAUGGCCUGAACUUUACUGGAGAGCUAGAGCGGAUAUGAUUAGCAAAUUACCUGACUCUUUGGUAUGUCAGAUACUCUUGUAUCUUCCGACAAAGGAGAUUGUUAGGACUAGUGUUUUGUCCAAGAGGUGGAAAAGUCUCUGGCUUUUGAUCCCCGAGUUGUCUCUAGACGCUAAUCAGUUCCCAAAUCACAAUGCCCUUGUGAGUUUUAUGGACAGUUUCCUCAAUUUCUAGGAGCACAAGUCAUGCUUGCACAAGCUCAAGCUAAGUAUUCGAAAGGAUGUGAAUGAUCCGCCCUGUGUCACUCGUUGGACAGACUUUCUGGCUAGGCAACUUCAGCAUCUUGAUGUUGAGUGUCUUGUGAAUCGUAAGUUCUUGGAGGUGAUGCCUCUAAGCCUUUAUAUCUGUGACACACUGGUAUAUCUAUGACUCCAUCGGGUAUCGUUGGGUGAGUUUGAGUCUGUGUCUUUACCUUGUCUCAAGACUAUGAGGUUAGAACACAAUGUCUAUGCCAGCGAUGCGGGUCUGGAGUCACUUAUCUCGUCUUGCACAGUACUCGAAGAUUUGAGCAUUGUUAGAAUGUUCAAAGAUAACAUAAAGGUCUUACGAGUGCACUCUCAGACACUAACCAGUCUUCAUGUAGACUACUUGUUUGGUGGGGAUGAUGACAUAGACGAUGAUGAAUUUGUUAGAAAAGGCACAGGGGUAAUGGUUGAUGCCCCUAGACUCAAGUAUUUGAAAUUCGAAGAUGAUCAAUCAGACAGUAAAAUCAUAACCAAUUCCGGGUCCUUAGCCAAGGUCAAUGUUGCUUAUGUCUUUCAUGAGCAUGAUGCUGCCGAUGAAGUUGACUUACCAAAACGAAAUAUGGUCCGCAAUUUUUUUACCAGUAUUUCAGGAGUUAGGGAGAUGAAGAUCUCUUUGCACACUAUGGAGUUUCUCGAUUUAAACAUGGAAUACGACCCACUGCCCCUGUUUUGCAACCUUUCCCAUUUAAAAGUGACGUUCUCUUUGUUUAAUCUGUAUUUGCUGCCAGCCCUUCUCGAGAGCUUUCCGAAUCUAAAAUCACUCGUCUUCAUGUUGGAUUAUUUUCCUUCUAGGGUGGAAGAAGCUGUAGCAAGACUCUCAUCCACACCUCGUUGUUUGCUGUCAUCACUAGAGUCUGUGAAGAUAAAAAGUUUCAGCAGAGUGCCUGCUAAUAUGGAAGUAGCAAGCCAUCUCUACAUCAUCAGCAAGUUUAACAUCAGUUAGACAUAAAUUGCUACAUCAAUUGAAACAGGAAGCUACUAUUGGUUUAGAGAACCAUGAGCAAUU
Molecule: messenger RNA, 1687 nt
Organism: Eutrema salsugineum
Lineage: Eukaryota; Viridiplantae; Streptophyta; Magnoliopsida; Brassicales; Brassicaceae
Product: FBD-associated F-box protein At5g22730
Molecular function (GO): protein binding
Source: RefSeq, a predicted model, not a curated record